CAAAGCGGGCAAAGGUGUUUUGUUUGUCUGGAAGCGAGACGUCGGUGUCCGUAACGUGGCUGGUUUUCUUUUUGUAGUCUGUGAUUUCCUGUAGACCCUGCCAUGUAUUAGAAUAAAUGACCAAACUAUAAAAUUAGCAAGCCAGCUAUGGGUAACUGUAGCUAGCUACCUGACAGGAGUACUAGUUAGAUACGUUAGCUUACUAGGUACAUUAAUAGCUUUAGGUCGGUUGUUUUUAAACUCAACUUCAAGAUUUCCACCAAGGACGUUGCUUCUCCGAUCAUCACUCUCUCUCGCUUAGGCAAGGGACAUUUAAGUUUUUCACUUCUUAACCACGUCCGUCAACAAUCACCCACAACGAAGAUGGCGGCUUGCAGGGAGACGAGACGUAACUGGACAAUUCACUGUGCAUUUGCUGUGUUUAUCUUGUUAGAACUAUUUCCUCUCAACUGUAUUUCGGCACCGCUGGAACCCGAAAACGAUUCAGUUGAGGUUCAACCACCUCUGAAUCCAGGAGUUGUUGGUUUGGAUCACUCCUUGCCUUUGGCAACCGCCAGCAAGGGUGCAGCAACAGCCGACAGCACUGGUACAACAGACAGCAAGGCAGACACCGUAACCAAUGACAAAGCUAGAACAUCUAUCAAUGUUGAUAAAACAGCAGUCAUUAAGGUUGUAACAUCAGACCUAAAGGAUGCUGCUGCUACACCCAAUGAGAGUGCUAUACCUAUCAAAGACGCUACCACACCCAUCAAGGAUGCUACCGCACCUUUAGAAGACGCUACCACACACAUCAAGGAUGCUACCACACACAUCAAGGAUGCUACCACACUCAUUAAUGAUGCACCCAUUGAUGGCGUUACAACAUAUGUCGCACUGGCCACCAAAGGGGAGGUUAUAGCUGAAUCCCCUGCCAUUAUUAAUAAAACAACUGUUGGCAAGGAAGCAGGACAGAAUACUCAAGAACUACUUCCCAAUCCCACUGAUGCAGAUGCUGCUGCCACCUUUACCAUGGCUGCAGAUCCAGCCAUCAGCACCAUCACAUUCAAGCCCACCCUGGAGAAACCAAGCUCUGCCUCCAACACCAAGCUUGUCAGUCACAUGAACCCUACAGAGGAUGAUCAAGAGGACAAUCUAGAGUCCCAGGCAGAGACUGACGUGUACGACAGAGAAAAUGACGACGACGUCGAUGACGGCGACUAUGACCUGGGGCCAGCAGUUAAGGGUCCUCUGAACUUCAACGACGAGGAGGACGACAUCAUGGUGGACGCAGACAAUGAACCGGUGGUGCUCAGACCAGCAGAGAAUGCUGGGAAGAUAGACGUGCGUAUGAAGGACACCAACAUCUACACCAUCCAGGAUGAGGACUCGCACUUCUUCUUCCACUUGGUCAUCCUGGCCUUCCUGGUGGCCAUCGUAUACAUCACCUACCACAACAAGAGGAAGAUCUUCCUCCUGGCCCAGAGUCGGCGCUGGAGGGACGGCCUGUGCUCUCGCAACAAUGUGGAGUACCAUCGGCUGGACCAGAAUGUCAACGACGCCAUGCCUUCCCUCAAGAUGACUCAAGAUUACAUUUUCUGAGCAGAGAAGGAAGGUGAAAAGACUGACCUGAAUUGAACAAACCUGUUUCCGGCUGCAUUGUUGAAAUGCUUGCUUGCCCACAAGCUUGCCCCACUUCCUCUUGUUUCAGGACAAUCCUGGACAGGAGGGAGUUUGAUGGUACUUCAUCUCUGUAAUCGAUAACCUACACGUUUUCAAUGUUCAUCCGCGUACAUUGGAAAUAUUACUUUGUUUUGUUAACCAUACUCUUGAGUUUUGAAAUGAUUUAUUUGGGUGACAAUUACACUGGUCUAUAUGAAAAACAUUCCACCAUGUUUAAGCCUUACUGUCCUUAAUAUAGUUUUGCUCUCCUUUUUUUUGCAGAUUACACACACAGAAAAUUUGGAUGUAUAGAUUGUCAGAAUCAAUAUCAAGAUAAAUAUGUUGUGAUACUUUUCUUGUUAGUAACUAGUUUGCCUAGCAAUGAAGGAAGUAUACUACACCAGUGUUUACCAAAUCCUGUCCUUCAGUAACCCCCCCCCC
This is a messenger RNA of Oncorhynchus mykiss (rainbow trout), 2079 nucleotides long. The record is from RefSeq and is a predicted model, not a curated record. Lineage: Eukaryota; Metazoa; Chordata; Actinopteri; Salmoniformes; Salmonidae.